CCAUUUCGCCGUCCCCGUUAUGAAUUAUUUGCAGCCUUUGCCCUUGGAUAGGAAUUAGCCCGCUGGUGCGUAAAGAGCCGCUGGCGCAGCCGGGCCUCUGGUGCGAUCCGCACCCCCGCAGGGCCCAUGGGUGCUGCCUCCCCUCCGCCCUUCGCCUCUUCCUCGCGGGGCUCCCCCAGCCCCGCAGCCGGGAAGCGGCGGACGGAGGAGAGAGCCUCCUUUCGGCUCCAGGCAUGCACCGAGCAGUGAGAUCACCCGGGUUAUAAAUAUCUCUGUGCCACCAGCGCUUCGCCUCGGAUCUCCCUAGCGCGCCGCAGCGAGGGGGGCGAUGCCUUCCCAGCGCAGCUAGCCCGCGCCGCGCCGCAGACGGAGCAGGAGCCUGGCUCGCAAGAUGCGCUGGGCACCCUCCCGGCUGGAAGAAUGAGCCUGUCCUUCUGCUGCCUCCUCUCCCUCAGCCGCCUGAUCCUCAGCAGCGCCCUGGCGCCGCUGCCCCCCGGAGCGCAACUCGGGCAGGCGGCCCGUGCCGGCGGCGCCUCCUCCGCUUCAUCACCUUCCUCUUCUUCCUCCCCCUCCUUGGGAGCCAAAGGAAGCGGGCCGGAGAGAAGCAGCUUCCAGUGGAGCCCAUCCGGGCGCAGGACGGGCAGCCUCUAUUGCCGGGUGGGCAUUGGCUUCCAUCUGCAGAUCCACCCGGAUGGCAAAGUCAACGGCUCCCAUGAAGCCAAUCUCUUAAGUAUUUUGGAAAUAUUUGCUGUGUCUCAGGGGAUUGUAGGAAUACGAGGAGUUUUCAGCAACAAAUUUUUAGCGAUGUCAAAAAAAGGAAAACUCCAUGCAAGUGCCAAAUUUUCAGAAGACUGCAAGUUCAGGGAGAGGUUUCAAGAAAACAGCUAUAACACAUAUGCCUCGGCAGUUUACAGGACCGAAAGGACUGGGAGAGAAUGGUAUGUGGCUUUGAACAAGAGGGGCAAAGCCAAAAGAGGCUGCAGUCCCCGGGUGAAACCCCAGCACAUCUCCACCCAUUUCCUUCCAAGGUUCAAACAGUCGGAGCAGCCGGAACUGUCUUUCACCGUCACUGUUCCUGAAAAGAAAAAGUCACCUGCCUCCACCCCAGCAAAACCAAAGGUCUCUUUGUCUGUGCCUCGGAAGAACCCCAACACUGUUAAAUACAGGCUGAAGUUUCGCUUUGGAUAGCCGUUAAACUGAUCGUGAGAGAGGAACACUUUUCUCAGGAGCUGCUGCGUGCGUGUGCGAGUCCUUGGCUUACAAUGGCAGACAGGGCCUUGAUCACACUUAGCUGCAUUAGGAGGUCAAAAGGGAGAUACCCAUUUGUUUCAGUUUGACCCCAGCCAAAUUGCUUUUUGAUAGUCAAGAGUGUUAACUGAACUGGAAUUCUUCAUCUGGCCCCAGGGAGGAAAGCAGUGGUUCAGGUCAAAUGAACAUAAAGGCUUUUGUUUUUUGCCUUAAAUAGCAUUCUCACUUUCCUACUCUCCAAAGCAUUGAGACUGGACUGUACAUUUUGAAACAAUGUCUGAUGGAUCAGUUUAAUUUUUUGCUUUCCAAAGAAUACACUUUUGGUGUCGAUAAAAUAUUUUAUGAACUUCUGUUUAUUUUGGUUGUCAGAAGCAUCAAAAGGGUACCUCUACAUUGAACAUAUUUUCUUACUUUCACUAUUUUAACUAAUGACAUUUUUUACAAUCAUGUUCAUCUGAGCAAUUUGUUCAAAGUUAUAAUUGAUAAGGAUUUUUUUUCCUGCAUCUUCUCUUUUUGCUGCACUUUUUACUUCUGAUUGUACCUCAAACUCGUAUAUCCAAGUCUGUCUUUUUUUUAAAGUUUGAUUCCCCUCCUCUUAGAAUUCAACUCUUUAAAAAAAAAAACAAUGCAUCUGAUGAAGCGAGCUGUAGCUCACGAAAGCGUAUGCUCAAAUAAAUUGGUUAGUCUCUAAGGUGCCACAAGUCCUCCUUUUUCUUUUUGCAGAUACAGACUAACACGGCUGCUACCCUGAAAUCCGUACAUUGUAAUUUGUGCCAUGAUGUUGAAUCCUUUCUUUUUUUUUAAACUUGGGAAGGGUUUUCUUUUAUUCAAGGGAGAUAAUGAGUUUCAAGUUUAUGGAGGGGAACACUUCAUUUACAAAUGACCCUGAUUCCAGUCCCCCACUCCUACUCUUUCUUGAACAGCUGGAAGGAUAAGUCUUAUUCUGUCCAUCAAACUAUCAUUUCGAAGUCUGUGUUUAAAAUACCUCUGUCAUGACCCUGUGGCAUUCCUGCUAUUAUAGGUCCACAGGGAUGGAGCUGCUUUUCAGGGGAAACAAAGGGAGGCAAGAGCCAUUCCAUAGGUGUAUCAGAUAACAGCCAUCAAUGUCAUGGCCUAUUAUCAAAUGCUGUCAUCAUUAUACUCAGCAAGUAAAACCCUCUCCUGAGACUCCUACUCCAAAGGUAAAUGAUUCCUGUGAGUGCAUCUGCCUUUUGUAACAAAACGAUGGGCUGUGAAUUUAAAGACUGGUCAUGCGAUACAGGAAUCAGUCCUAUUCCGAGAACGUGUGAGUUGCUGUUGAUAACCAACCAGUGGGCCAAAUGGGGUGCAUGGGUGUAACUAAAAGCAGAAUUAGGUUCUUUGGGUUGGAUCCUAAACUGGUGUAAAUCAGCCUCGUUCCCAUGGACUUCAAUGGAGCCAUGUUGAUUUACUCCAACUGAGCAUUUGGCUCAUUAUCACUCCAAAUGGAAGAUAGUUCUGCAAAUGUUUUAACUCAUAUGAUUUAUACGAUUUAUUUAUUUAAUUGAUUAAUAUACACUCCACACUGAAAAAUGUUUUAUUUGAUCUUAAAUAUGGCAAUGUGGCAAUAAACAAUAUUAUAGCUACUUGAACCUUUGAAAGUAUUUUUUCCAGUUAUGGUAGAGUGGUGUAGAUUUUAAAUGUCAAGAAUUAUUCAUUUAUAUUUUUUCUAGUAACUAAAUAUGCAUAUAAAAGAAUUUUUGACAUACAUACAGAUCUAGCUGUGUUGUGUAUGUACAAAAAAUACUAGAGUUGAAACUGAUCACCAAUUAAGCCUUAACAGACUUUACAAUGGCUUGCAUUAGCCGAAUCAAAACUCCCACAUUAACUGUACUAACAUAUUUUAGUUGCAUAUCAGUAAUAACAAAGCCAUGUGCUACUUUCAAAUAUUUUACCAAAAAAUCAAUAAUCAUACAAAACAUUAUUUCCCUUAAAAGCUUGGCUUUUCAUCCAUCAUUGUUUCGAGUUGAGUUCAAGACCUUUUCCCAAACAUUUCAUUUAACACAGUAUAAAUAUUAGCAUACUAUGUAGUGUCUUUAUUUUUAAUAAUGGGAAUAAAGAGAUUUUGCACACAUGCAUACACUCUACAUACUACAAGAGAUGGUGCUGCCAUAAUAAA
Molecule: messenger RNA, 3385 nt
Organism: Caretta caretta (loggerhead turtle)
Lineage: Eukaryota; Metazoa; Chordata; Testudines; Cheloniidae
Gene: FGF5
Product: fibroblast growth factor 5
Molecular function (GO): growth factor activity
Source: RefSeq, a predicted model, not a curated record